Neurospora crassa OR74A is the source of this 1220-nucleotide messenger RNA. RefSeq names its product 40S ribosomal protein S18. The record is from RefSeq and is a predicted model, not a curated record. Bases 152 to 622 code for a protein of 156 amino acids. NCBI's taxonomy places the organism in Eukaryota, Fungi, Ascomycota, Sordariomycetes, Sordariales, Sordariaceae. Gene Ontology annotation, biological process: translation. Gene Ontology annotation, cellular component: small ribosomal subunit; cytosol; ribosome. The transcript has 4 exons. Gene Ontology annotation, molecular function: RNA binding; structural constituent of ribosome.
CAGCAUUGCACGACACUUUUGCCCCGCCACGUGACGCACAAAUUUCGAAAACCAUCUGGGCUCGAAUUCGACGGAGCACUUCCCACGAACCUGCGACCGAACACACAGCACAGACAAUAUCGAGGCGGUAUCCUCGAAAUCAUUGCCCAAGAUGUCUCUGGUGUCCGGCGAGAAGAGCAACUUCAACCACAUCUUGCGUCUGCUCAACACCAACGUUGACGGCAAGCAGAAGGUCGUUUACUCCUUGACCAAGAUCAAGGGUGUCGGUCGCCGCUACUCCAACCUCGUCUGCAAGAAGGCCGAUGUCGACCUGAGCAAGCGUGCCGGUGAGCUCACCUCUGAGGAGCUUGAGCGCAUCGUCACCAUCAUGCAGAACCCCACUGCCUACAAGAUCCCCGCUUGGUUCCUCAACAGGCAGCGCGAUAUCGUUGACGGCAAGGACUCUCAGAUCCUCGCCAACGGUGUUGACUCCAAGCUCCGUGACGAUCUUGAGCGCCUCAAGAAGAUCCGCGCCCACCGCGGUCUCCGUCACUACUGGGGCCUCCGUGUUCGCGGUCAGCACACCAAGACCACUGGCCGCCGCGGUCGUACCGUCGGUGUCUCCAAGAAGAAGGGCAACUAAAUCUGUGCGGGCAUAUUCGGCGCUGCUUUUUCUGGGUUAUUGGUGGUGUUAUUCCAAGACGGGCAGUCAUGGACACCUGGGACUGAAUUGUUUCGCCUUGCGCGUAUCUGGAUUCUAGGUAGCCUAUGGCUAAUGGGGGAACUCGCAUAAUGGAAGACACAUCAUUGACAGCAUGACAAUAAACGGCGUGGAUAUGGAAAAUGAUUUACUGGCAUUUUUAUUCGGUCUCUAUGGACGUGAAACACGCAAAUCCAUUAAAUCCAUUGCCUAAAACAACCCACUAUGAUUUUCGAUGCCAUAACGCCCACCCCAUGUAUGUGACCAAGACCACCAUAGACGAAGACCCAGAGAGUAUCAGCCAGUUAAAUCGAGAAACGAAGUCAUGGCUUUAAUCUUCGUGAGUGACGGCCAUAUCCAGGACCUCUACUCUUCCCUGUCCCUUGGUUUCGCUUCCGAUGAAGUCAGACAAGAUUUUAAAAGCACCGGGCUCUACGAAGCCCACCAGUUCCCACUCUUGGCCCAUGACAUCUUGGCUCUCAACCUGCUCAACGAAGCUGAGAAUCUUGUCCUUGACCGUUCCGGGUGCCUUCUUCUCUCC